CUUGCUGCUGCAGAGAAGCAGUUGUUUUGCUGGAGGAAGGGAGUGUGCAGGCUGCCUGGGCUCCCUUCCUGCAGCCUUCUCUCAGCAGCUGGUCCCGGACUCUGGGUGCAGGGACCAGGCUGCCCCUUCCUCCAGCAGCCCCCUUUUCCCUUGUGCGCCCUUGGCCCUGAAGACUGUCCUGGCUAACUCUGGCCUUUGUUGCUUUCUGGUUCCAUCUUGAGAAACACUCCUUGAUCAAGAAAGAGUAUUUGAAGGAGGGAGGAUGCAGGAGCUGUGUCUGCUGUGCUGGGCGGUCCUCCUGGGCCUGGGGCAGGCCUGUCCUGAGCCCUGUGACUGUGGGGAGAAGUACGGCUUCCAGAUCGCCGACUGUGCCUACCGCGACCUGGAGGCUGUGCCACCUGGCUUCCCAGCCAACGUGACCACAUUGAGCCUGUCAGUCAACCGGCUGCCCAGCUUGCCAGAGGGUGCCUUCAGGGAGGUGCCCCUGCUGCGGUCUCUGUGGCUGGCACACAACGAGAUUCGCACAGUGGCUGCAGGCGCUCUGACCUCACUGGGCCAUCUCAAGAGCCUGGACCUCAGCCACAACCUCAUCUCUGACUUUGCCUGGAGCAACCUGUACAACCUCAGCGCCCUCCAGUUACUCAAGAUGAACAGCAAUGAGCUGACCUUCAUCCCCCGAGAUGCCUUCCGCAGUCUUCAUGCCCUGAGCUCACUGCAGCUCAAUCACAACCGCUUGCACACACUGGCUGAGGGUACCUUUGCACCGCUCACUGUACUGUCCCACCUGCAGAUCAAUAACAACCCUUUCCAGUGUACCUGCGGCAUCAUGUGGUUCAAGACAUGGGCCCUGACCACAGCCGCAUCCAUCCCAGAGCAGGACAACAUCACCUGCACUUCGCCCGAUGUGCUGAAGGGCACACCGCUGACCCGCCUGCUGCCACUGCCUUGUUCGGCACCCUUGGUGCAACUCACCUACCAGCCCAGCCAGGAUGGUGCCGAGCUGCGACCUGGCUUCAUGCUGGCGCUCUAUUGUGCUGUGGAGGGGCAGCCGGCCCCGCAGCUUCACUGGCACAUCCAGACGCCUGGUGGCACGGUGGAGAUCACCAGCCCCAACGUGGGUGCUGAUGGGCAUGCCCCGGCAGCCAGCAGCCAGCCACGCUUCCAGGCCUUUGCCAAUGGCAGCCUGUUCAUCCCUGACUUUGGCAAGCCGGAGGAAGGCACCUACAGCUGCCUGGCCACCAAUGAGCUGGGCAGUGCAGAGAGCUCGGUGAACGUGGCACUAGCUACUCCGGGCGAGGAUGUGUUGCGGCGCAGGUUCCAUGGCAAAGCUGCGGAGGGUAAGGGCUGCUAUACGGUUGACAACGAGGUGCAGCCGUCAGGUCCUGAGGACAACGUGGUCAUCAUUUACCUCAGCCGCACUGGAGGCCAGGAGGCUGCAGAAGCAGGGGGCGGGGUCUUUGGGCAGCAGCCUCCAGGCCUGCUUCUGCUGGGCCAGAGCCUCCUCCUCCUCCUCUUCACUUCCUUCUAGCUCCUCCGCCACCCAGCUGAGCUGCAGCAGCCCCCUUGACUCCUCCCCCUGACUUUGUGGAUGUCCAGGCAGGGGUCUGGGGCUGGCAGCUCCCAAGACCUGCGUGAGGGAUAUCACAUCUUCCUACCUCCCCUUAUAUUCUCUUCCAGGACACUCGCCACAUCCACUUCUAGACUCCCUCAAUGCUAGUGACUAGGUCAGAAUUGGAUCCCAUAACUCGUGGGUCUUCAGUAUUCCUUGCUGCUAACCACAUGGCCCAUGUCCCCCUGUGUAGGCAGCAUGCUAACAGGGUACUACCCUACAACUGGGCAAGGUCUCACGGAUGGAAUCCAGGGACUGGGACUGACCAGCUGGCGAAGGCUGGGGGCUUAGGCCUUGGCAGGGAAAUAGCCUGAAGUAGACAGGGCACAGGAGAAAGAAAUGGGAUAUAGGGGCAGAGGCUGGUGUGGCUUUGAGACUCUCCGUGACCUGCUUGAGCUCCUGCUGCCCUGGGGCGUUCCCUAAUGACUUGGGGGCUCCAAAUUCUCUGUCCCCGUCUCAGACAGGACUGGAGGAUCUGGGGGUCUUCCUCUUUUCACCCUUCCUCCUUUAGCCUCUGCCCUGCCAUCCUGGACAUCUGCUUUGCCUCUCUCUCCAAGUGUGCACCUGUAGCCUAGCCCUCUGAGGCGGCCAGUCAGCCUGGGGACAGCGGAGGAAUAAAUAGCAUUUCUGAUGC
This is a messenger RNA of Myotis davidii, 2243 nucleotides long. It is a transcript of the gene ISLR, whose product is annotated as immunoglobulin superfamily containing leucine-rich repeat. Gene Ontology annotation, molecular function: protein binding. The transcript is spliced from 2 exons. The record is from RefSeq and is a predicted model, not a curated record. Lineage: Eukaryota; Metazoa; Chordata; Mammalia; Chiroptera; Vespertilionidae. The coding region runs from base 263 to 1528 and encodes 421 amino acids.